AGCCUUCAGGCUGUCCUUCUUAGCUGGGGAGGGAGCUGCAGAAACGACACCGAGGACUGGCCCCUUCAUGAGCUGUGACUUUGAGGCCCCUGCUACCACUACUGAGUUAACGGGGGGUCCCAGGCUAGGGGGCUCAACAUGGGCAGCCCCCAGGGCAGCUCCCUGCAGUUUGGACUGUCCGCACUCUUUCCAUGUCCCUGAGUCUUCAGGCCCCUGGCUCACUAAGUUCAGGAGUGGGAGCUGUGCUGUGGGAGACCGCCUGGACCGCACCCUGCAAGCAUGGUGCUGCCGAAAGUCAAGUUUGACCAGAAGAAGCGGGUCAAGUUGGCUCAAGGGCUGUGGCUCAUGAACUGGCUUUCCGUGUUGGCUGGCAUUGUCAUCUUCAGCCUAGGGCUCGUUCUGAAGAUCGAACUCCGGAAGAGGAGCGAUGUGAUGAAUAAUUCAGAAAGCCAUCUUGUGCCCAACUCCUUGAUAGGGAUGGGGCUGUUGUCUUGUGUCUUCAACUCUCUGGCUGGCAAGAUCUGCUAUGACGCCCUAGAUCCUGCCAAGUAUGCCAGGUGGAAGCCCUGGCUGAAGCCGUACCUGGCCAUCUGUGUCCUCUUCAACAUUGUCCUCUUCCUGGUGGCCCUCUGCUGCUUCCUUAUGCAGGGCUCGCUGGAGAGCACCCUUGCCCAUGGGCUCAAGAGUGGCAUGAAGUACUACCGGGACACAGACACCCCUGGCAGGUGUUUCAUGAAGAAGACCAUCGACAUGCUGCAGAUCGAGUUCAAAUGCUGCGGCAACAACGGCUUCCGGGACUGGUUUGAGAUCCAGUGGAUCAGCAAUCGCUACCUGGACUUCUCCUCCAAAGAAGUCAAAGAUCGCAUCAAGAGCAACGUGGAUGGGCGGUACUUGGUGGAUGGCGUCCCCUUCAGCUGCUGCAACCCCAGCUCGCCACGGCCCUGCAUCCAGUACCAGCUCACCAACAACUCGGCGCACUACAGCUACGACCACCAGACGGAGGAGCUCAACCUGUGGCUGAGCGGCUGCAGGGCCGCCCUGCUGAGCUACUACAGCAGCCUCAUGAACUCCAUAGGCGCCAUCACGCUCCUCAUCUGGAUCUUUGAGGUGACCACCACGAUUGGGCUGCGCUACCUGCACACGGCACUGGAAGGCGUGGCCAACCCUGAGGACCCUGAGUGUGAAAGCGAGGGCUGGCUGCUGGAAAAGAGCAUGCCCGAGACCUGGAAGGCCUUUCUGGAGAGCUUGAAAAAGCUGGGCAAGAAUAACCAGGUGGCAGUAGAGGGCGCAGACGAAGGCCAGGCCCCCGAGGCUGGCUGAUGGCCCCGGGGCCCCCUCCCCUCCUGAACACUGAGAGGUAGUGGACUCUACGAAAGGCGGAUACCCCCCUCGUCCAAUCCCAAUCUCCCAAGGAGGGCGGUCAUCUUACAGAGACUCUUCUUAAUGGUGGGAUUGAAAGUUUAAGGUCCCUAAAAGCAUUUGCAAACAUUUCUUGAAUGACUGACUCAAAGUGUGAGUGAAUGAGCCCCCUCAGGCCCACUGCCCUAGGAUAUACCCUCAUGGUGGACUCAGGAGGUCUCUCAGGGAUGAUUAUGCCCACAACCUGUCUCUCACAGCACCCGAACUCAGUUCCACCGAGGCUACUGGCCACGCCUGAGGGCUGCUCCCCUUUGAUGAGUUUGCCAUUAUGAGCUCCAAGUUGCUUCAUUCUACAUCGAAAGCGUCACUAGGUGCAUAAUAAGCUCGGGAGUCUGAAGAAAUGUACUGGUCAUGUCAUUUUUUCUUUUUAAUAUCAAGAUUGACAGGUCAGCCAUUUUUUUUUGUUCAAUGGUGGAAGGUGGGGGACAGUGAUACUCUUCCAAGAGUAAUGAACUCUCCAAAGCACUGAAGGCUCAAAAGAAUUUUUCAAUUAUGGGGCAUCAGAACUCAGGCAAGGAUUAUUAACCCCCAGCAUGCCCUCACUUAGCCAGGAGUGAGCCAUGGGCUGAGGAAGUCAAGUUGUUGGCGUGUUUCAGCAACACCCCACCCAGAAAGGGCUGGGUGACCUCAGUUGGCGCAUCUGUGGAAGCACUGAGAUGGCCGCCCUUUUGUGGGAGAGAAGCAACAAUCAGACAGGAGUCCACCCUUUGGAGGCCAGGCCUCACCUCUCGCUGGGCCCAGGGAUGCCCACACAGGUGGCCGUGACAGCUCCCAUGGGCGACACUAACUGUCUGCAGUGGAGGGCAGAGUCCUCUGGGAGCUUCCUCCUGUUUCUUUCCCCAGAUAUUCACCCUUCAAAGCAACAUAUCUGGAAUGCCUUUGCAUUAAAGAAGGUUCUUCGAGAUAGCCCAUCUUCCUGAGCUAGCAACUGCAAGAGAAGUUUUCAGUUCCUUCAGGAAAAAGAGAAAGGGAGUCCUUUUUUUCGGUAGGAGAAUGAUUUCAUUGCGGUCCUUUUUCAGUGUGGAGAAAAUAAGACUUCUGGGGCUGCCUGGGGUAUGUCCUGGGGCUCUCAUUCUUUCAGGCUUAAGACCAGAUCAAAGGUGUGUGGACACUGUCAGACUUUCAUCCCAGGUUUGACUUUUGAGUCUCCUCAAGACUAAGGAACGAUCCACAUUGGAGUCUGGUGUCUCUGCCGAGGGUCCUGGAACCCUCUCCCCUCUCAGGACUGCUGAGAACCAUCGUGGAAAUGCUGCUUUGGCCCAGAUGUGUACCUAUGCUGUCAACAGCUGUACAAUAGACAUUAAAUUUAUAUUGUAUGAAAAUCA
Messenger RNA from Hipposideros armiger (great roundleaf bat), 2744 nucleotides. It is a transcript of the gene PRPH2, whose product is annotated as peripherin 2. The record is from RefSeq and is a predicted model, not a curated record. Gene Ontology annotation, cellular component: plasma membrane. Lineage: Eukaryota; Metazoa; Chordata; Mammalia; Chiroptera; Hipposideridae. Gene Ontology annotation, biological process: visual perception. The transcript is spliced from 3 exons. Bases 280 to 1320 code for a protein of 346 amino acids.